CCCAAAUCGCGUUGCCAGCUGCAAGUGAGUGAUCUGGGAUCAGAGCUCCCGACGCGCGAAAAGUACUUAACCUCUACGUCCCCCGCCAACGUUAUCUCUUCCACUUCUCAUCAACCAAUUGUCAUCACAACCACUCUCUUCGCCUCUUCCAUCCAUCUCAACAAAGUCUUUCAGACUCCUCAAUCACUUCAUUUUAAUCUACCACCCCCAACCACCCAACCUUCAAAAUGACUGGCGGCGGAAAGUCUGGCGGCAAGGCCUCUGGUUCCAAGAACGCGCAAUCGCGAUCUUCCAAGGCUGGUCUCGCGUUCCCUGUUGGUCGUGUCCACCGUCUUCUCCGAAAGGGCAACUACGCUCAGCGUGUCGGUGCCGGUGCUCCCGUCUACCUCGCUGCCGUUCUCGAGUACCUCGCUGCCGAAAUCCUCGAGUUGGCUGGUAACGCUGCCCGUGAUAACAAGAAGACCCGUAUCAUUCCCCGUCACCUUCAGCUCGCCAUCCGAAACGAUGAGGAGUUGAACAAGCUUCUGGGUCACGUCACCAUCGCCCAGGGUGGUGUCCUUCCCAACAUCCACCAGAACCUUCUGCCUAAGAAGACGGGUAAGACUGGCAAGAACGCUAGCCAGGAGCUGUAAAUGGUUCAUUUGGUUCUUGUUUUUUCCAUGCGAUGGCUGGUUGUUUGGGUUGUCAUGACAAAGGGGUCACGGUUUAAGGGUUCAUACGGUUGUUUUUCAUCAGUUUAUUCGCGCGUUAGGGUUGUACAAUAAUCCCCCACGGCUAUGGUCAUGAAAUAAGAAUACUUCAAAGAUCUA
Fusarium oxysporum Fo47 is the source of this 809-nucleotide messenger RNA. RefSeq names its product histone-fold-containing protein. Gene Ontology annotation, molecular function: DNA binding; structural constituent of chromatin; protein heterodimerization activity. Gene Ontology annotation, cellular component: nucleosome. The transcript is spliced from 3 exons. The coding region runs from base 228 to 632 and encodes 134 amino acids. The record is from RefSeq and is a predicted model, not a curated record. Lineage: Eukaryota; Fungi; Ascomycota; Sordariomycetes; Hypocreales; Nectriaceae.